Paramecium sonneborni is the source of this 1219-nucleotide messenger RNA. The record is from the annotation of a GenBank genome assembly. Lineage: Eukaryota; Ciliophora; Oligohymenophorea; Peniculida; Parameciidae.
AUUGAAUCAUAAAUAAAUGUAAAGUUUGAAAGAAGGGCAAAGAAAUUUAUCUACAUAAGUUUCACAAUCAACAGAAACAAAUGAGAAUGUAGUAAUUGAGGAUUCUACACUUUUAGAAAGAAUAAAAACAGCAUAUAAGGAUAUUUUUGCUUAAUCAUGUUUUUCCUAAUUAAAAAAUUACUAAUUCUAGAAUGAUAUUGUAACAGGAGAAGUAUAAAGUGUAUAUAUAUAUUAAGCCAACAAAAGUACUUUCAUGUGCAUUUGAUAAUACAACUUAAUUUUUAGCUUCAGCUAAUUCUGAUGGUUUGAUAAAUAUUGCUUAUUUGGGGAAAGAUUAUACAAUAGUUCCAUUAUUAGACCCAAAAUAGAAACCAGGUCCAGCAACAUGUGUAAAAUGGAGACCUGGUUAAGUAGUAGAACACUUAAAACAUACAUUAUUAUCAACAUAUGCAAAUGGAAGUAUUAUAUAUUGGCAUGCAACAUCAAAAUAAUGCUUAUUUAAUUUAGAAGAUAAAGAUAAUUAAAUAAAUUGUUGUGAAUUUUCAUUAGAUGGUGAUAAAUUUGUUAUAGGUGGUUCAGAUUGUUAGGUUAAAUUAUAUGAUUGUGGAAAAUUAAGUAAAACACCAACUACAUUUGUAGAAGGACAAUCAGCUGUUCAUUAGAAUCGAAUAUUUGGUAUGAAAUUUAAUUAGGGUGAUCAUAAUUAACUCUAUACAGGAGGAUGGGAUAAAAUGGUUAUAUAAUGGGAUUUAAGAUAAAAGAAAUCAACUGGUUAUAUCUUUGGUCCUUGUGUUUAUGGAGAUGCAAUGGAUUCAAAAGGAUUUUAAUUAAUUACUGCAUCAUAUAGAGAUGAAAAAUAAUUGGAAAUUUGGGAUACCAGAACAUUAAAUAAAUUAUAGACUAUAGAAUGGGCAGAACAUGCAAAUAAUGUUUAAGGUUUAUUACCAAAAUUAAAUGUAAGUAAAUUAUAUGCAUGUAAAUUUGAUAAAAGAACCAAUUUCAUUUAUGCUGCUAAUGCUGGAAGGUAUAUAAAAUUAUAUUAUUUUAGUGUUUUUUCUGAAAUUAGAUAAUAUGAUUCUUAAUAUAGAUGUGUUGAUUCUUUUUGUUGUUCUCUAAGUGGAAUCAUGACUAUGGAUCAUAAUACAAGUUACAAUAAACUAAGUUAUGGAACUUCAGAUGGAAAAUUAGGUGUCCUAAAUUUAGUUAAUUGAUAUUAGUA